Messenger RNA from Pseudozyma flocculosa PF-1, 1392 nucleotides. RefSeq lists its product as uncharacterized. Lineage: Eukaryota; Fungi; Basidiomycota; Ustilaginomycetes; Ustilaginales; Ustilaginaceae. Gene Ontology annotation, molecular function: nickel cation transmembrane transporter activity. The transcript is spliced from 2 exons. The coding region runs from base 1 to 1392 and encodes 463 amino acids. The record is from RefSeq and is a predicted model, not a curated record. Gene Ontology annotation, cellular component: plasma membrane. Gene Ontology annotation, biological process: nickel cation transmembrane transport.
AUGACAUCUCCCGACUUCUCGCGGUUCAGGACCGUCCGGCGGUCGCGCCCGACGCUCUUGCUGCGGUGCCUGCUCCUCCUAGCUGCCUGCUUGCUCGCCAACGCCCUGCUGUGGACAAUCUCCGCCAUCGUCUUCACCCGGCAAGCCAAGCGCGACUCGCAGCACCGCGACGCCUCGCAUCUCCUCUCGCUCUGCCUCCUCGCCUGGACCUUGGGCCUCCGACAUGGCCUCGACGCCGACCACAUCUCCAUCAUCGACAAUGCGACCCGCCGCAUCGCUUCGCUGCAGAGGGAUCCGCAACGACCCCACCUCGGCCUGCGUCGCCCCGUCACCUGCGGCCUGUUCUUCUCGCUGGGUCACUCGACCAUCGUCGUCUCGGUGCUGAUUGCAGUGGCGAUCUCGACGUCGGUCGUCAACCACCUUGGCGGCGUCUCUGAGGUCGGAGGCAUCAUCGGCGCCUCUGUCAGUGGUAGCUUCCUCUUCCUCUUUGGCGUCAUCAACUCGAUCCUGCUCUGGAGGAGCUGGAGAGGCGCUCGAGGGAGAAGCACCGCCUCUCCCGGGUCUGAGAAGGCUGGCAUCGAGGAUGCUGGACCAGCGACGCCAACGACGGACAGCAAGCUCGAAACGACCGCCCACAAAGACCAAGCCAAGGAGCUCGGCGAGAAGGCCUACAACGAGGCCGAAGCCUCUGCGAACAAGGAAAGACACAACUUUCGAGGCAUCUUCACCAGGAUAGCACGGCCGCUGCUCAGGAUGGUGGAUCGGCCUUACAAGCUAUACCCAAUCGGCAUCCUGUUCGGCUUCGGGUUCGACACAGCCAGCUCGAUAGCGCUGCUCGGCGUUGCCGCGGCGACGAACACAGCGAUUGUGCCAUCCGGCGGCGAGCCGAUCGAGAGCGCAGGGCAAGAAGGACGUGGGACCAGCGAUGGCUCAAUCGUCCUGCUGGCGCUGCUCUUCACCGCCGGCAUGACGCUCGUUGAUGGCUGUGACUCGAUCCUGAUGAUCAACGCCUACGCGCCCGGAGAGCUUCGGUCGGGAGCCGGUCGCAGGCGAUGGGCCCUGUUCGAAAAGGACGAAGCCGUUCCCACCGAGAGCCUACCGGGCGCGCAGGAAAGGAUCGAGCCCGACGACCUCGUCGACGAUUUGCCUCAAGUCGGCCCAUCUUCACCGACCACCGCAGCAGCAGCAGCGACCGAUAUCUCGGCGGUCUCGACCGCGACGACGCUUUCGCACAUGCUAACUCUGGCCUCAAUCGUGCUGGCUUUUGUCAUCUCGGCGAUCCAGAUCCUGGGUCUCAUCGGCGAGAACUGUGAAAGGCCGAGGAGGGUACCGGGCAGUUGGAAGGACGAUGGUGGCUCUUCUGGCGGCACUGCAACGACCAGAGCGGUCUGA